UUUCUAAGUAUCCACAAGUCACUUGAAUUAGUACUAACAAAAGACGUAUCGAUCAAAGAAGCACCAACAGGAUUCCACUUGGAGAACAUAUUUAACAAAUUUGUCCCAUUUGAAGAAGCAUUUUUCAUGAAAGAUGCAACAAAAAUUAAUAUUCUUGCAAUAACAACUAAUGUUAAGCCGGCGAUCAACUAUAUUACAAGACACAACAAACCAGACACUAGGAGGGAAAUCACGCUUAUGGAUAUGAGUGGAAUGCCAAUGCGUGCAACUUUAUUUGGAGAUUUAGCUACAAAUGAAGGAUCAAUUCUUGAAACAGAAAUCAAAUAUAAACCUGUAAUAGCUUUAACAGAUUUUAAAAUCUCUAUAUAUCAAGGGGAUACAAGCAUAUCGUCGCAAAUUAUUUCAACAUUCUGCAUCAACCCAAAAAUAGAACUAGCUAGCGAAUUAAGGGAAUGGUAAGCAGAACAAGCAUA
Asparagus officinalis (garden asparagus) is the source of this 473-nucleotide messenger RNA. RefSeq names its product replication protein A 70 kDa DNA-binding subunit A-like. The record is from RefSeq and is a predicted model, not a curated record. Bases 127 to 459 code for a protein of 110 amino acids. The transcript is spliced from 4 exons. Lineage: Eukaryota; Viridiplantae; Streptophyta; Magnoliopsida; Asparagales; Asparagaceae.